This is a messenger RNA of Malaclemys terrapin pileata, 4239 nucleotides long. It is a transcript of the gene TPRN, whose product is annotated as taperin. Bases 6 to 2387 code for a protein of 793 amino acids. The record is from RefSeq and is a predicted model, not a curated record. Lineage: Eukaryota; Metazoa; Chordata; Testudines; Emydidae. Gene Ontology annotation, molecular function: phosphatase binding. The transcript has 4 exons.
GCACCAUGGAGCCGCCGCUCUCCUCGCCCGCCGGGCCGGCGCUGCCCGUGUGGAAGCGGGAGAUCCUGGAGCGGAAGCGGGCCAAGCUGGCGGGGCCGCCCGCGGGCGGGGAGCCGGAGCCGGAGCCGGGCGGCGGGGGCGCGGCGGGCCCGGCGCCCCGCGAGGAGCGGCUGGUGCUGGCCGACAGCCUGGGCCCGCUGCGCGAGAACCCCUUCAUGCGGCUGGAGAGCGAGCGGCGGCGGCUGCGGCAGGGGCUGCCCGGGGGCGGGCGGCGGGGCGCGGGGCCCCUGCAGGAGCUGCUGGAGCUGUACAGCGCCGUGCCCGGCAUCCGCACCAUCCGCGCCGACAACAUCCUCAUCAUCGAGUCCCAGCCCGACGCCGCCGCCUGCUUCGCGGCCGGGGAGGGCGCCCGGGACACGCCGCCUGCCGCCUCGCCGCGGGGCCGCGACCCGCUCCGGGACCUGCUGGCCCGCCAGGGCUCGGCGCUCACCGAGAUCCGCGCCGCCCAGGUCUUCGUCUACGAGCCGGUCGAGCCCGGCCAGGCCGGCAGGGUCAGCCGCCUGCUGCAGAAGUUUGACCAGUGGCCGCGGGGCCGGCGGCGUCGGAGCAGGGACGCGGAGCCCGCGGUGCCCAACUCCCCUGGCAGCCCCCCAGCGCGGCCGGUCCCGGACUCCCCGGCCAGCGCCGCCGCCUCCCGGCCGGUCCCGGACUCCCCGGCCAGCGCCGCCGCCUCCCGGCCGGUCCCGGACUCCCCGGCCAGCGCCGCCGCCGCCGCCUCCCGGCCGGUCCCGGGCUCCCCGGUCAAAGUUGCAGCCCCCCAGCGGGUCCCGGUCCCCUUGGCCAGCCCUCCAAACCGGCGGGCCCCGGGCUCCCCAGUCAACACCGCUGCCCCCCGGCCGGUCCCGGUCCCUCCGGCCAGCCCUCCAAACCGGCGGGCCCCGGGCUCCCCAGUCAGCACUGCUGUACCCCAGCCAGUCCUGGGCUCCACGGGCACCUCCCAGGCCUACGGCUUUCUGCACAAGAUCGGCUCCAACUCCUUCACUGUCACUCCCCGGGGUCUCCGGCCAGGCAGCUGUGCCCCACUCACCAAUGGCCCCUUGGAGCACAGUGCCGGCCCCUUGGAGCACAGUGCCAGCCCAGGGGGCAGGAGCCCGCAUGCUAAGGUGCCUCCGGUGCCAUCGCCAAGCGUUUCCCUUGCCAGAGACAACACGAGGCCAAAGCCAGAGAGGAGUGAAGAGAUCCAGCCACCCCAAUCCAGUGCCACCCCCAGUCCUCUCCAGCCGCUCUCUGCAUCUUUCCUCAGGGACGGAGGCUCCUUUGAGAUCCACCCAGCCCCCAAACCAGACCUGGCCGCCAUCCCUGCCCAUGAUUUCCAAGCGCAGGCCCUGGCCAAUCUGCGCCUGAACUCACGGAACUCCUUCCUCUUUGUGCCCCGCCGUGGCGGGGGGCAGUGUCUGACAGAGCCUGCAGGGGCCUUGUCACCCUUGAAGCCUGAGUGUGAGCAACAGGGGGAGCCCAUAACCCCCCCACAGGCCCCUCAAGAGCUCUCUGUGCCUGUGACUUACAUUGAUGAUGAUAUUGUGGAGCUGAACGCUGGGGGCCUGUCCCAGGAGAUGGGCCCAGAUGCAGGACUGAAGGAGUCGGAGCAGCCCCAAGAAGCUACCUCAGCCCUGGGGAUGGAGGCUUCUGCUAUACCCCUGUACAGACCCCACCCUGCCGCCUCUGCCCUGCAGCAGAGAAGCAGCAAUACGUUCACCAUAGUGCCCAAAAGGAAGCCACCCAACUCUGGGGUGGAGGUCGACAGUGGAGCCAGCAGAGCCUGGCAAUCAGAAGAGGACGAUAAUGAGGAAAACAGAAGCAAGGGCAAAACCUUGGGGAGCCCUGAUGCGCCCCAACUGGAUCUUGGCCCACUGGGUAAAAAGCGCUACCCCACCGUGAAUGAGAUAGAGGUGAUCGGCGGCUACCUGUCCCUGGAGAGGUCCUGCAUGAGCAAGAUGGGCUGUCACCGCAAAAAGAUGAAGAUCUCUUUCAAUGAGACAAGCCUGCAGACCACGUUUGAGUACCCUUCCGAGAGCUCGCUGGUGGAGGAGGAGGAGGAGGAAGAGGAAGAGUCUGCCUCAGAAGUGGAGGACGAGGAGGAGGACAAGCCCUCUUCCCUGUUUAUUCCACGCCCGACCUGCACCAUGCACGCCAACGUGCCCAGCUCAGGUUUCUCCAGCUACACUCCCAAACACUCCGUGGAGUUCAGCAAGUGGCAGGAGCAGCCUGCCACUGCCGCCGGGCCCCUCCUGAAAGAGGCCAAUCCCCCAGGGAACCAGGUCAUGCUUACCCCGGCCGAUCAGAGUGGCCUCUCAGACUUCAGCAGUGAGCCUGCCCUGUACUUCUGACUCCUGGGCCAUGCCACCUGCAGCACUCCUGCCGAGCAGGGAACCUGGCAGCUUUCCCUGUGUUCUGUUCUCAACGCCCACGGAUGCACUUCGUGGGAUGGAGACUUUCUGAAGCACCACAGAGAUGGGCUGCUGGCCCCAGCCCACUCCACCUUGUCCCGGGUCCUGCUGCCUGCGGGGGACCAUAUGCCACUGGGCAUUCGGGAGAAUAUUUGCACUGGAUUCUGGGGGACACCUACUAGUUCCAAGGUAGCUGGCGUGUUCUCCGGUGGCCUUACACAUUCCUUCAAGAGCAGCUGCCAAUAGACUUCUGAGAGUGACUGAGUAAGAGCAAGUCUCUAGCCCCUGGCUACGGCCAGAGUGGGCUCCGGAAAGGCUUGGAGACUCUCUUCUCAGUGUGGAAAGUCUCUGCUGUGUGAGCACUGAGGGAUCUCCAGGGCUGUCCGUGAAUCAGGUUAGCAGUUGGACCCAUGAAAGCAGCUGUGGUCUGGGAACUGCAUUGUAACAGGAGCCGCUGCUGCCGCUUUGGGGUUCGGCUUGGAGGCUGUUGGAGGUUAAUAGCUAAGUCCCAGGCCAAGCAUAUUUCUGGGCCGGAUAUGCAGCUGUUGUGGAGCCAAUGAGUCGGCCUCGUUGGCUGAAAGGGGUGGUGCACACGGGGGGUGAAGCGUGGUAGGAGAAUGAUCGAUAAAAGCUGGAGUGUCCCCAGCCUAUAAUGCUGGUUUGCUCCCUAUGGGCAGCUGGACCUGCAUGACUUGGCCCCUUGAACGAGUUCCCAAGCACUGGCGAGAGCUUUGAUCUUCCCUCGCUCAGCUGUUGGUGUCCCAGGCUCUAGGCACUGUCACUCCUGCUGUGGUUUGCCUGUUCGCCACACGGCUGUGGCUGGCUUCUGAACCUGAAUGCCAUCUGCUGGGCCCAAGACCUGUCCAGUGCCUGUGCUCCCGGCCCCGGAGCAGACCUCAGAGUGGAGAGCUCAUCUGCUUUCCAAGGCAAACUGCCCUGUUAAAUCUGCGCCUGGCCUUUCUCCCUCCUCUGCUCCAACGUGCAAAAGGGCCGUUUCUCUGCAUUCUUCCUCAGGGGCCUGAACAAGGAGUGUGCUGUUUUCUAAUUCUCCUUCACUAACUGGUAAUGCAAGCCAAUACGCAAUGCAGCCUGCUUGGCUCGGUCACUGCUGGUGGACACAUCUCUAGGACUGUAGACUCAGGGUCAGAAUAGCGCUCUCUGUAAAAGACCAAUGUUCGUGAACUGAACAUUGCUGCUAAUGUGACUUGUACUCCUGGGAUUAAAGGAAAUGUGGCCAGCACAGAGCUGGCCUCUUUGGGCAUUGUGGAUGGGAGGGCGGUCUCUGAGCCCGCCACCUCCUCCAAAGGACCAAGCUCCUGUCUUUUUGAUUUAAAUCUACUGAUUUAUUUGUUUGUCUGACGGUGUCCAAUCAAGUUGUCUGAUUGUGUCUGAAUGGAAAAUCCUUUGUGUACCUUGCACUUGCCUUGAUAAUAGUGUGUACAAAGCAGAAGGGGAGGGUGUGUCUAUGUACCCUCUGGCAUUCAUGGCCAGACUUUUGGCCGUGCCAGCCCCCUGCCCCCAGUGACCUAGCUGGGAACUGCUACUUCUGAAAACUCAACUGCUCCCCUGAUGCUUCGCCAGGUUUGCUGGAGGAGCCCAGUACUCCCCCCCCCCCCCCCCCCCCCCCCUUCUGCCAUUGUAACACUUCGUGCUUCCAAAUCGGAUGAAAGGACCCAUGUGACUCCCACGUGUGUUGUUGCCUGGUGAUUUGUAGUACUUUGGAAUUACAGAAAUUCAAAAGAACUUCCUUGGUGGUUUGAUAAAUGGGAUCCAAUAAAUAUCAUGGCAGUGA